AUGAAAUUUUCAUUUACUUCUGCUAUAAGGAUGUCAUCAGAUAUCAUAGCAUUGCUUCAAUUGGAUAGAACUUUAUCAAGUAGAGUAGUUGUUGUAAAAGAAAUAAACAGAUGUGACAGCUCCUUUGUUACUAGUUGUGUUCUUAAUCAUUGUAUCAAGAAAAAAGCUGCUUUAUGUGUGCUUUCAACUCAUAAUUCUUUUCAACAUUACCAAAAUGUAGGCCUUCGAAUGAAUUACAAUUUACAAAAGCAUGUGGACUCUGGACUUGUUGAUUUCCACAGUUUAGGAGAUCAUUGUGUACACAAUUUGCUGUCCGAAAACUCUUUGCCAGAAUUAUUUCAUAAAGUGAGAGAAAGGAUAACCUCCAUGCAGCAGAAGAAUGAUGAAGUCAAUGUUAUCAUGGAUGGUGUUACACAUUUAUUUGACUUGAAUUAUUCAGUGCAACAAAUAAAUAGAUUUUGUAAAGAGUUGAUUGAGUUAGUUACUGGUGGCAACAACUCAUUCAUAGUUCUCCACUGUCACAAGGCUAAUGAAGAUGAUGUCACAAGUGUUAUGUCAAAUCUUCUGUGCCACAAAGCACACACUGUUUUAGAGGUUGAAAACUUGCCAUCUGGCUUGAGCGCAGAUGUUUCAGGGCACCUAACAAUUAAAUAUCCAAGUUUGAAGUUUGAUACAGAUCAUUUGUAUACAAUGGACAUGAAGAUGUCUCGAUACCUAUUCAAAUUGUUUGAUAGAGGAGUUAAAUUAUUUGCACCUGGUACUGUGUAA
This is a messenger RNA of Arctia plantaginis, 768 nucleotides long. NCBI's taxonomy places the organism in Eukaryota, Metazoa, Arthropoda, Insecta, Lepidoptera, Erebidae. The record is from the annotation of a GenBank genome assembly.